AUGUAUCUCAACUCAAGACUAUCUCUCAAUCACGUUGCUCUGCAGCAAAAGAAGAUCAACAAAGCUCUAAAACCAGCGAUUGUGCGCUCCAAAAUGACCGGGAAAAAGCGAUUCCACCCGCCUGCUGCCAGCAAAAGAAUAAGCUUCAACGACCGCAAAAGCCUUCAACAUAUGGACCAUUUUACAGCACCAAGAAGCAAGAAACAGAAAGUGAUCGACACUGAAGCUCAACCUUUCAUUUACCAGGAAUCUAUGAAAAUCUCGCUGACAACGCUAAUUAGUCUCGACGUCAAUGAGGGAGACAACGAGGUGCCUCGUCUUCAAGUGCUAAACUCUAUCACAGCAGAAAAUGCCCUCAAGGUUUGUUUCGGACAAGAUGGCACCUUGAUCCUCUCCUCAGACGAGUCCUAUGACACUGCACUCUUCAUUGGGCCUCGUGAACUCUACCGCCAACUCAAAGCGGGGAAUCAUAUUCUGAAGAAGACUGGGGCGACAUUUGUGUGGUUUUCGAAUCAUUAUCGGUGGAUUGUGUGGAAAUUGGCUGCAAUGGAGAGAUCCUUCCCUCGUCUUUUGUUGGCGAAUUAUCUGACGAAGGAUCAAGUUCUGAAACAGAUGACUCACCGGUAUCAACGAGACUUGAAUGAUGCGCAACGCUCCAUUGUGAAGAAAAUUCUCCAACGAGACGCAAGUUCGUUAAGCUGUAUGGUUCUGUGCGUUGCUGCCGUACUGCCCUUUUCUGUUGAUAUCAACAACGCUGUGGAUCAGCAGCUCCCGGCUUGUUGGAACAUGGCUCUGGUUCUUACAGACGGUUGGUAUUCCGUGUACGCUGUGCCUGAUGCUCCUCUAGCCUCUGUAUUGUGGAAACUUCAUGCGAAAUCAAGUCUCGUUGGCUCAAAACUCGCGACGUGGAAUGCAUUGCUGCAGAAUUCAACGGAGGGAAUUGAUCCACUUGACUGCGCUAUUGUUUGUGAAUCGAAGUGGAGAAACCCCUUGCUGGCUAAUGAGGAUCUAACGCAAUGGCCAUAUCUGCAAUUACGCUACAACAGCACGCGUCGUGUGAGAUUUGACACGCGCUUAGGAGUGGAGAAACUACACUACGUUACUCCCGUCAACUCACGACACCGAAAACGACAGCCACAACUCUCGUUUACAUUGUUAAAGAGCGUCCCUUUGAAGAGUUUAGAGGUCGGUGGCGGGAUGGUGCGAUCGGUACGAAUUCGAGUGACUCGCAUAUCCCCAGUACUCCAUCUUCAGGCAAAAGAAUGGACGUUAGGACCGCGAAUUCUGUGCGAAGAACAGCUCCCGCUGUACUUUCAACUCCGAUCCGAGUAUGCACAAGCCGUCAUGCGGAAAAAGCAUCAACACGAGGACAGAGACGAAUGGUCUGGAGAUGAUCAGAUCGAUGUGCCGUUACCGAUUCCAUUUAUUAAAGUGGACGUGGAAUGCACACAUAAUCCUUCUAAAGAUCAGGGGAUAGGCUGUGGUAUUUUAACAAUCUGGCGGCCUAACGAGGACUUGCUUUCUGGUGGAUUAAGAGAAGGAGUCGAGUAUUACGCCAGCAGCUUGACUGUCAAUUGGAAACUCGACGGCGGACGUGGCCAAGAUGCGUCCUUGCGAUUGAGUUCGACAAAGCAUAGUGGUUUUGAAGAUAUUCACGAAGAUUCCUCAGCAAAUAGCCAAAUUAAACAGCAACGAGUGUGCGUUGACGUCCAGCAAGCGACAACAAACUAUCGAGCCAAUUUUGAAGAUGGAAUUAAUGGCCGCAGGAACGAAAGAAGACCAACAAUCGACGUUUGUGUCUGUGUCGUGCUAGUUGCGACUCGAGAAAAUCAGGAGGUAUCCAGCGCGACAAAGAAACAAGCAGACGUUUCGCUGCUUGACCCCGAGAUUAAGCCACAAGAAACUCGGUAUGUCGAGCACGUCUUUGUGACCGACCAAAGUUGUCACUUGAUGAGUAUUCGUGUGUCUGGGAUGGAAGUCAGUAUGUCGAAGAAGAAAAGCAAUAGCCCCUUGAAGCGCUCGGCAUCGUCCUCGUUUGUCUUCCGUCGCGGCAGCAAGAAUAUCUGGAAAGUAGGUGCUGUGCUGUGCUUGAGUGGAUUGGAGGUGUCACACUACGAUGAGCAACUUCGUGUUCUAGACUGCGUCUUGGUGGAAAGUACGCAGAUCGUGUCUUAUCCGUCGAAAAGAUCCCCAUUCUGGGAUCACUUUCAGCUACUUCAACGCGAAGCAGGCUGUACGACACGCAACUCAUCGCAAAUCUCAUCUAAAUGUACGGGUUUCGCUAAAGAUUUUACUCAGCUCAAGAAGUAUGUGGAGCGGGAUAUCCUACGGAUGGACUUUGUCCCCUCCCAGGAAUGUAACGAGCACGUUGAGGUGGUGGAACAAGAGCGACUCACUCAAGACCUACAGGCUCAUGAAGAAGGUGAACAUGCCACAAUCGACGGAGAUGGCAAAGCGUCCGAAAUUCCGAAUCAUUUGUGCUGGGACGCGAAAGUUGUCAAGAUUAUGCCGCUGGUUGGACCGAAUCGAUUCAUGUUCCCUGGCGACGUGGUAGCGUUCGCGUGUGUGAAUAUUGGAACAGAUGACACGACAUUCCGGACGCUGUAUCUUACUCGGGAACUAAUGCUAGCAAUGCAGACCUUGCUUCAAGAAGCGGAGCCAUCGGAUCAUCAAGUUUAUGGAGCUACGGCGGCCAACAACAUCGCCUUUGUGCAGAGUAUCACCGAGAUACUGAACAAACUAAAAGCUGACUUCUCUGUACGUUUCGAGGUCCAUCAGUCUACAAACGAGCGUCUAAUUAAUAGCUGGAAGCCGUGGGAACGUCUGAACGCCUCGUAUUGGAUGGCAGUGUCGGUUGCAGCUAUUCCAACAGUGAAGUGA
Molecule: messenger RNA, 2880 nt
Organism: Phytophthora nicotianae INRA-310
Lineage: Eukaryota; Oomycota; Peronosporomycetes; Peronosporales; Peronosporaceae
Exons: 1
Coding region: 1-2880 (959 amino acids)
Biological process (GO): double-strand break repair via homologous recombination; regulation of DNA-templated transcription
Source: RefSeq, a predicted model, not a curated record